This is a messenger RNA of Fonsecaea erecta, 672 nucleotides long. RefSeq lists its product as hypothetical. The transcript has 2 exons. Lineage: Eukaryota; Fungi; Ascomycota; Eurotiomycetes; Chaetothyriales; Herpotrichiellaceae. Gene Ontology annotation, molecular function: glutathione peroxidase activity; glutathione transferase activity. The coding region runs from base 1 to 672 and encodes 223 amino acids. Gene Ontology annotation, biological process: glutathione metabolic process. The record is from RefSeq and is a predicted model, not a curated record. Gene Ontology annotation, cellular component: mitochondrion; peroxisome.
AUGGUUGGAAAGGGAAAGAUCACCCUCUACGUCGACAUUGUCAGUCCCUUUGCGUACCUGGGAUACUAUUUUCUGCGCCACUCGCCCAUUUUUCAGAAUGUGCAACUCACCUACGUGCCCAUCCUCCUGGGUGGCCUGAUGAAGAUGUGCAACAACACGACGCCGCUCGAGAUCCGCAACAAGGACCGCUGGAUCGAAGUCGAGCGGCUCCGCUGGGCGCGCCAAUUCCACAUCCCCAUGUCCGAGAGCUAUCCCGCUGGGUUCCCCAAGCCGACCAUCCAGCUGCAGCGGUUCCUGACCAGCGUCUGGAUGGAGAACCGACAGCAACAGUCUACCCUCAUCCGCGCCCUGGACACGCUGUAUGCCGCACUGUGGACGGAGCCGAACGAGGCCGACAUCGCUGACCCCAAGUGCUUCGCGCGUGUACUGACCCCGGUGCUCGGUCAAGACGUCGUCGCUAAACACGUCAGCCGGCUGGGCGCGCCCGAGGUCAAGCAGCAGUUGAUCGCGAACACGGACCGCGCCAUGAGUGACGGCGCAUUCGGCCUGCCGUGGUUCCAGUGCGAGAACGCCAAGGGCCAGGUCGAGGGGUUUUGGGGGUUUGACCAUCUCGGCCAGGUCGUCCGUUUCAUGGAGCUGGAUGAGAAGGCGGAGGUGAGGGCGUUGCUGUGA